Molecule: messenger RNA, 1431 nt
Organism: Copidosoma floridanum
Lineage: Eukaryota; Metazoa; Arthropoda; Insecta; Hymenoptera; Encyrtidae
Product: zinc finger protein 711-like
Biological process (GO): regulation of transcription by RNA polymerase II
Cellular component (GO): nucleus
Molecular function (GO): RNA polymerase II cis-regulatory region sequence-specific DNA binding; DNA-binding transcription activator activity, RNA polymerase II-specific
Source: RefSeq, a predicted model, not a curated record
AUGUUACCAUUUGCACCCACUUGUUUCGAAGGUUCCUCGGACGAAGGAGGAGAAGAUUCGCGACCACAGUCGGUAUUCGUGAAAGAAGACGAGUACGACAGCUUCGAUAACGAGCUCGACGUGUACAAAGUAACGGCCGACGACCCCCUGGAUCUGAACAACGGCGGCGAGGACGAGAGGAGCGCGACCUUCGCCAACGGCCCAAAGACCCCGGCGUCAGCGCCACCGGUGCGUCCGAAGCGAAAGAGAAAAGGCUAUCCCAACCACUUGCUGACUUACUACGGGCGGCAAAAGUGCCGCAAGUGCGGUCACAUCCUGAAAAAGGCGGAAACCCUGCACCAACACCAGAGCACCGCGUGCAAGCUGGAACGGCGCUUCUUCUGCGCCCACUGCACCUUCAAGACCAAGGACCGCAAGUUCCUCAGCCAACACCUGGCCCGCGACUGCCGGCCGGCCAACCAUAAGCCCCACCAGUGCCGCAAGUGCAACCAACUGUGCGACACGCCCGGCGAGCUCUUUCAGCACCGGCGCUCCUGCAAAAUGGAAACACGGCUCUUUUGUCCCGAUUGCGCCUUCGGCACAAAAUCCCGGGAGAACCUGGCCAUACACGAGGAGCGCGUUCACGGGGAACCGGGCAUCUACCCGUGUCCCAGGUGCGACAAGCUCUACCGGUGGAGGUACUUGCUGAUGAAGCACCUCGAGACGUGUUAUCCCCUGAGACCGGUGAGCCCGAUCAAGCCGGGCCAGAUGCUCGUGUGCUGCUUGAGGUGCGACACGGCCGAGAACUACAUGGUUUGCCAGCCGGGCGAGCGCAGGACGGCCGAUUGCCGGGCAUGCGGGUCUAAACUCUGGUACAGGUGCUCCACCUGCGCCAAGGAGUACCAAUCGGUACGGACGAUGCGCACCCACGUUCGCUUCCAGUGCCAAAAGUUGCCGAGUUUCCAGUGCGCCCACUGCGACUUCAAGACUUACCUCAAGCCGAAUCUCGAGGUCCAUCUGCGGGCGAGGCACAGCCAGACCGAGGUCAAGGAGCACAAGUGUCCGAAUUGUCCCAAGUUUUACAAGUUCCGGACCCACAUGCUGCAUCAUUACAAGUACUGCGGACACGGGCUCGAUUACCACUGCGACCGGGAGUCGUGCGACUUCAGGACCAAGAGACCGGACUACUUGACGCGCCACGUGCUCCACAACCACGGGACCAAGGAGAGCAAGCCACCGACCGAGGCUUUCAACGGUGGCUCCUCGCUUGUGAUGGUCCUUCCGGGGAAAUAAGAGGCCAAGGAUUAUGAGCCCCAAAAUACAUGAACCACCUUUCAUUUCGUACACCUGUACUUAUCACUUAUUCAUUUAUAUCAUAACAAUACAUACGUGUUUCAGUAUUUCCGUGUCUCGAUGUUCCAUUGUCAGAUGAAUAAACACGAGUUUUGAAAA